UGGCGUCUGUAGAAAGUAAUAAAAUUUCUAACGCCGGCGAUGGGCUGGGAAGAAUUCUCUCCAAACCAGGCUUUGAACCUGACAAUUUUGUGUCAAAGUUGAUUGAAAAUGGCCAGGACAGAUUGCUUGAUAUGAAACAGACAUUUCAUAUCCUCAGUGAUAAGACAGCACAGUCACUGAAGAAAAAUGUUUACAAAAACUACUCCCAGUUUAUUGAGACUGCCAGAGAAAUAGCUAUUCUUGAGAGCGAGAUGUACCAGCUAAGCCACAUGCUGACGGAACAGAAGGGGCUAAUGUCGUCCAUGAUGGAAAUGUCAUUAGUUAGUGACAAAGUCAUUGUGCAAGGACAGAAAGAGGAGGAGGAGCAACAAGAAAACCCCGAAGAAGAGACAAAGAAGAAUCUCGCAUUUCUGCUUGAGAAAGUGGAGGGAUGUUCAACAGUAACAGACGUUCCUGGUCGUCAGCUGAUUCACGAUGGAGAUCUCGUAGAGCUUGAUGGGACAACAUUCACCGCAAUACAGCGCGUCCACGCUUUUCUUCUUAACGACAGUCUCAUGAUAGCCACAUGGAUUCCAAACAGGAGAGGACCUGUUCGCUAUCGGUUUCAAGGCCUGUAUGAACUGGACAGCCUGGCCGUGGUGAAUGUGCGAGACGUCGGACCAGAGAAGAACGCUCUGAAGAUGCUGAUGUUCCCUGAAACGAGGAUAUACCAGACUGAUAGCACCAAAUCUAAGCGUCAAUGGCUGGAUAUUUUAGAAGACACAAAGAAGAAGAAGGCUGCCAAGGAAAAGCAGAAGAAGGAAGCGGCUCUUGCUAAAAAGGAAGGAGAAAUACAGGCGGCCUCUGAAGCUGCAGUCGCAGAAGCCAAUAAACUAGAUCCAUUUAAUGAGGAACCCGAACCCGAAAUUGAUACCAUGGACACCGAAAUUCUGAAUGUUGAUUGGCUGCAAGAGCUGCCGGAGGAUCUUGAUAUGUGCAUUGCUCAAAGAGAUUUUGAAGGAGCAGUGGAUCUGAUGGAGAGAGCCAAUGCAUUUUUGAAUGAUUGUCCAAAAUCACCUGCCGUCAAAGAGUUCAGAGCUCGAAUCGACCACCGAGUGAAACAGUUGACGGAUGGUCUGAUGAGUGAGUUGCAGGUUUCGCCUGAACGCUCGCUCAGAGGAGGGCCACGGGCUGCCCGGCGAGCGGUCGCACAACUCAUCCGGCUCGGAAAAUCAGCGCAGGCGUGUGAACUGUUUUUGAAGAACCGAAGUGCUAUCAUCCGGUACAACAUUCGACAGCUCAAGUUUGAGGGUGCGACAGCGCUCUACAUACGGUGUCUGUGCGGCGUUUUCUUCACGAGUCUGUCUGAAACGGCACAAGAGUUCUUGAAGGCUUUUCCCGAACAUUACGGUUGUUACUCAGCUUUUGUGGUGUGGUCCAAGCACGAGUUACAGGCAUUUGUUGCCACUUUCUGUCGUCAGGUUUUCGAGAGCAAGUCGAGUCUGACCACAAUUGCAGAGUGUGUACAGAUGGCCAAACAGCAUUGUGAGGAGCUUAGUAUAAUUGGUCUUGACAUCAGCUUCACUCUGUUGGCUAUUCUGAACAUUCCGAUGUACCGAGCAAUAGAGGAAACGAGGGACCAGCUUAUUGAUGGCAUCAAAUACAGAUCACAGGAUGAUAAGUGGCGACCCAUGAAUCACUCUACAAAGAAAGACUGUGAUAAGUUUAUGUCGGAUAUGAAUGCUGUCGGCCUUGACAUGUUGAAGAAUUAUGUUUAUGACGAGUGUUGGAUAAAUCUCACAUCAAAUUCUGUUCAGUUUGCCAAGAGUUGCUUGAUGUUUGCCGAGGACUUGCUGAAGCUAUAUGCUGUGGAACUGGAACAUUUUAUUGCCGAGUCUAUCGGUGCCGUCUUUAACGCGCAAGUCGCCCAUUUUCAACAUGCUCUGAAAUCAGACGGCUUGAAGAAGGAACACAAGUUCAUCCUGACCAAUGCGCAGUUUAUUCUGGAAAAUGUGAUGAGUAAAAUAGAGAGGAGAUAUCAAGAACGUGAACUUGCCUUCCCGGACCAACUGGUCAAAGUAAACAAUGAGUACCGCAAACUGAAGUCCCUAAGCAAGACAUAGAAAUGUCGAACAUGUGCUUCAAAUCAAACGAGUCUGUGAUUCAUAAUAUGUGGGGGGGAGGGGGGCUACGACGACGUAGCCCAGUGGUAAAGCGCUCGUCUGAUGAGCGGUCAGUCUAGAAUCGAUCUCCGUCACUGGGCCCAUUGGGCUAUAUCUCGCUCCAGCCAGU
Messenger RNA from Gigantopelta aegis, 2271 nucleotides. Its product is annotated as exocyst complex component 8-like. Lineage: Eukaryota; Metazoa; Mollusca; Gastropoda; Neomphalida; Peltospiridae. The transcript has 16 exons. The record is from RefSeq and is a predicted model, not a curated record. Gene Ontology annotation, biological process: intracellular protein localization; exocytosis; Golgi to plasma membrane transport. Bases 132 to 2102 code for a protein of 656 amino acids. Gene Ontology annotation, cellular component: exocyst.